Molecule: messenger RNA, 1275 nt
Organism: Branchiostoma floridae (Florida lancelet)
Lineage: Eukaryota; Metazoa; Chordata; Leptocardii; Amphioxiformes; Branchiostomatidae
Product: sushi, von Willebrand factor type A, EGF and pentraxin domain-containing protein 1-like
Exons: 6
Coding region: 1-1275 (424 amino acids)
Source: RefSeq, a predicted model, not a curated record
AUGCCGGAAGCUAAAGAUGGGCAUGGAACUACAUUGAUUGUGGAUGUUACCCCUGCCGGCACUGUUCCGCCGCUGGACCUAACGCCGGGUGUCCACGUUAUACGCUACACCGCUAUAGACUACCUUGGCAGGACAGCUGAGUGCAGCUUCACUGUGACUGUUGAAGACACCGAGGCGCCCGUUGCAGCAUACUGCCCACCAUCAGCAACCAUCUACGACGCAGACGGGACGCUGACGUACAGCAGACCCAGCUGGCAGGAUAACGUAGCUGUGGUGUCCGAGACGUGUGAUCCCGAACCCUACACCAACCAUGCCUUUGGUUACAAACAAGUGACGUGUAAAGCAAACGAUGCUGCAGGGAAUGAAGGAGAGUGUGCGUUUACAAUCAACAUUCAAGGAAAUCCAUGCCUUCCCCUUGAACCUCCUGACCUAGGAUCCGUGUCCUGCGAUAACUUCCUGUCAGGCACCACGUGCUCGCUGUUUUGUCAGGAUGGGUAUUCGUUCGCCACGCCACCAAAUGAUGUCUACAUUUGCCUAAAUGGAGGAAUCUGGGCUCCACCACCGCCUAGAAAUAUGAGAUGUUCCAGCGUGUCUCACAGGAGAGAAAUUCGAACACACGGGCAGCUGACGUUUUAUCACUUCAGUGGAGAUUGUGAAUCGAUGGACACCCAAAACGAAAUUAAGCAACAAUUCGUGGUCAACUUGAUGAAUUCAGUUGUUGGGGCGAGUGUUUGCUCUUCUGGCUCCUGUACCAUCGAUAACGUCAACGUCAUCUGCGGUCAAGAGAGGCGCAAACGACAGUUGGAAGAUGAGGGUGAAAGAUUCGCACGAGGCAUAUUUGACAGUGGCUUCAAUGUUGAAUUUACCAUCAUUGUGAGCUUGAACCAAACAAAUGCCACACAAGAUGACUUUGAUCCCAUUUCCACGCUGACCGAAAGCAUGCACACAUUAUCAAAUUUUGUUCAGGACAUGGUAGAGUCGGGUAACUUCACCCUCCGUGUUUGGUGGGACGUUCUACAGGCGGAUUCCCUACAGGUGGGACCCGCGGAGACAACCUGCGAGGAUGGCUACGUCAGACGGGGGAACAACACUUGCGUUGCCUGCCCUGUGGGAUCGCUGUUCAACACCACUUCAAAGCAAUGCCAGGAGUGUGAAGAAGGGACCUACCAGGACAGGGAGGCCCAGAUGGAAUGCCUCCCGUGCCCUAACAAGCAGACAACCUUUGGGACAGGCGCACACAACGUCGCAAUGUGUCUGGGUACGUUGAAUGAAUGA